Anneissia japonica is the source of this 4522-nucleotide messenger RNA. Its product is annotated as pre-mRNA-processing factor 40 homolog A-like. The coding region runs from base 100 to 3018 and encodes 972 amino acids. Lineage: Eukaryota; Metazoa; Echinodermata; Crinoidea; Comatulida; Comatulidae. The transcript is spliced from 20 exons. Gene Ontology annotation, cellular component: U2-type prespliceosome; U1 snRNP. Gene Ontology annotation, biological process: mRNA cis splicing, via spliceosome. Gene Ontology annotation, molecular function: RNA binding; protein binding. The record is from RefSeq and is a predicted model, not a curated record.
AUGUACUGCGCCCUCAAACAUUUGAAUGCAAUUAAUGGCGGCGUCGGUGGCCGACGGUGCUGCAUGAGAGUAAAGCCGUUUGCUUGACGAUUUUACACAAUGUCUACAGGUCAGAUGAACCAGGGCCCAGCCCAACAACAGCAACAAGGAUCCUCAUUUGGAAACCAACCUCCCAUGAUGAUGCCCCCAUUUAGGAUGCAAGGACCUCCUAACAUGCCACCACCUCCCUUUAUGCCGAUGCCAAAUCAAAGCUCUGGACAACCACCAAUGAACAUUCCACCUCCUACAUUUCCGCAGCAUGGUAACAUACCUCGUAUGCCUAUGCCACCUCCAAAUUUCAACAUGCCUCCACCAGGUAUGGGGCCUCCUCCAAUGAUGCCAACAGGUAUUCCCCCUCCCAUUAACAGCGGUAUGCCAUUGAUAAACCAGGAGAAGCCAGAUGAAGCCAGUAACCAAAGCUCAACAAAAGUACCUGGAUUUGUACCUGCACAAGAUACGAAGACAGUUGAGAAGGCUUCUGAACAGGAACCUGCUAAAGAGACCAAAUCGACCUCUAAGAAGAGCUGCUGGACAGAGCACAAGGCACCUGAUGGUAGAAUCUACUUCUACAACACACAAACAAAACAGUCCAGCUGGGAGAAACCAGAUGACCUCAAGACACAUGCAGAGUACCUUCUGUCCCAGUGUGCUUGGAAGGAGUUUAAAUCUGACUCAGGCAAAAUAUACUUUCACAACAAUACCACAAAAGAAUCUAAGUGGAGCAUACCAAAAGAAUUGGAAGACUUGAAGAAUAGGAUUGAAUCAGAAGGUUUGAAUUCGAUAUUGUAUUUGGAUGCUAUAGAACAAGAAGAAAAGGAGAAAGAAAGGAAAGAAGCUGAAGAACAAGAGAAACAAAUGAAAAUUGAGGAAGAGAAGGAAAAAGCUAGACAAGAGGAAUUGCGUCUUUUAAAGGAGUCAGAAGAGUUAAAAGCUAAUCAGGACAAGGAAGCAAAAGCAGCUGCAGAACUAGCCAAGCAAGAAGAGGCUGCUACCAUAAGCCAAGCUCAGCCUACCAUCCCCCAGCAGUUCACCCCAGAGACCAUACAGGCUAUGGCUUUCCAACAGCAGUUGUUCCAACAGCAGAUGGCAAUGAUGCAGCAGAUGCAAGCAAUGGGAGGUGACCAGGCAGCCAUGCAGGCACAGAUGGCAAUGUUUGCUGCCCAGGGUUUUGCGUCAAUGGUUCCAAAGUCCGAAUCUGGCACACCAAAAAGUGACGAUGGUACUACUGCAAGUGAAACAGCACCAACAGAAUCUCAAGAAGUUGUGUACCCGUCAAAGGAAGAGGCUAAGAAUGCUUUUAAAAAACUGCUGAAGGACAAGGAAGUGCCUUCAAAUGCUUCUUGGGAAUCAGCUAUGAAGUUAAUUAUAAAUGAUCCUCGUUACAGAGCACUGUCAAAACUGAGUGAGAAGAAACAAGUAUUUAAUGAUUACAAGACUCAAAGGGCAAAAGAGGAAAAGGAAGAGCAACGAGUAAGGGCUAAGAAGGCCAAAGAAGACCUUCAGAAGUUUCUUGAGAAUCAUCCAAAAGUCACCUCAACCGUUCGAUAUCGGAAAGCUGAGACGUUGUUUGAGGAUGAAGAAACAUGGAAGGUCGUUCCAGAGAGAGACAGAAAGGAGUUGUAUGAAGAUGUGAUAUUCUACUUGGCUCGUAAAGAGAAAGAAGAGAAUAAAACACUACGGAAGCGAAACAUAGAAUCCCUGCACAACAUUCUCAAUAAUAUGCCAAACAUCACAUACCGGACAACAUGGUCUGAAUGCCAGCAGUACUUAAUGGAUAACCCAGCAUUUGCAGAAGAUGAUGAGCUUCAACAUAUGGAUAAAGAAGAUGCACUGAUUAUUUUUGAGGAACAUAUUCGUCAAAUGGAGAAAGAAGAGGAAGAAGAAAGAGAAAGAGAAAAGAUGCUGCAGAGACGUCAACAUAGGAAAUACAGGGAGGCUUUCUUGGUGCUCCUGGACGAGCUGCAUGAAAAAGGUCAGAUAAACUCCAUGUCCAGCUGGAUGAACCUUUAUCCUAUCAUCAGUGCUGACAAACGAUUCCACAAUAUGCUGGGUAACCCAGGCUCAACUCCAUUGGAUUUGUUCAAAUUCGCUGUGGAAGAUUUGAAAGCCCGCUUCAGUGAUGAACGACGAAUCAUCAAAGACAUCCUACGUGAUAAGAAUAUGGUUGUUGAGAUGGACACAUCAUUUGAAAGCUUUGCGACUGCUGUUAGCCAGGACAAGAGGGCGACCACCUUAGAUGCUGGUAACAUCAAGCAAGCUUUUAACAGCCUACGUGAGAAAGCAGAAGCAAGGGAGAAAGAAAGGUUAAAAGAAGAAGCAAGGAAGCAGAGGCGGAAAGAAAGUGCAUUUAAGGCAAUGUUGAAGCAAGCUGCCCCACCACUGGAAACUACAGCUAAUUGGGAUGAGGUGCGUGAUCGCUUUGUAAAUGAGACUCCUUUUGAUGGAAUAACUGUGGAAUCUGAAAGAAUUCGUCUUUUUAAAGAGUUCCUCCAUUCCUUGGAAGAAGCAUGUAGUCAUCACCAUAGCAAGGCCUCCGGAUCCCAUAAGAGAGCUAAGAAGGCAAAGAAACAUAGAAGUAGGCGUUCACGCUCAAGAUCGAUAACUGAAUCUGAAGAGGAACGUGAUUCAAAAAGGCAUCGUAGCAGAAAGAAGAGGUCGAAAUCUCGAACACCUUCAAUUACAUCAGAUGAAUCGGGUGAACAUAGCAGCUAUAAAUCCAAGAAACACAAAAAAAAGUCCAAAAAGAAAAGGAGACGUACUCCAAAUUCUGAUUCUGAAUCUGAAAGAGAACAUGAACCAAAAGAAUCUCAGGAGACAUCCAGCAGAAAGCAGAAAAGUGGAUCAUCUAGCCAAGCUAAUAAGAAAAGCAAGACGGGAUGGGACACCUCCGAGAGUGAGAUGAGUGAAGGAGAGCUGGAACAGAAACGUCGAGCGUUGUUGGAGCAACUUGUAAUGACCAGCAAAUCACCAUCAAGAUAACCAACUACAAACCCUUGGAAAUAUAUGGGGAGGAACUGGGGUAAACUAAGAACCUUAUGCAGUGGUAGAUCCAAAGGAGGCAAAAGGGUUGCUUCCCCCAGCAACGAAACAAUCUCUAGGCAAAAGUGAAAUCGUUCUAAUUAAAGAAUAAUAUGGCUAAAGCUUAGAAUUGGGGAAAUUAACACCGCUAACCGACCGAUCUUCAAUUAGCUCACCCCCCCCCCAGCCCCACAUCCUGCCUGGAUCCACCCCAGCUAUGACUAAUUGGCAGGAUGUUAUGCAAAUGGUUAUCAGUACCCAAUGAUAAAGAUUAUAUUGACUGGAACACUUUUCAUUACAUAUUAUAUAUUGCUGUAUAUAUUUACAUUUGACUGACAUGUUAGGUGAACUCAUGUAACAACAUUCUAGAGUCCCUUGGGGGCAUUAAGUUUUUGUACUGAAUGUAAUGUCUUACAAUAUGGCAUCAUACUCAGUUAAGACAUAUCACCUAAAAACCAUUCAAAACAAGGUUAAUACAAAUGCUUGAUGUGUUUAUGUCCAGUUAUGUCCAGUUGCAUGAAACAACAUUUUGUACACUAAAUGUAUGGUUGAGUACAUUAAUUCCCUGAGGCUUUAUUUUCUAUACUUAAAAUGUCUAAAUUGAAAAGCAUCUCACUAGCUCUUAUGCUACUAUAUUGUUUAGAGAUUGGCCACUGUCUGUGUGCACUCAUAGAUCAUAAUAUACUGUACUGCCUUUCUCUGAGCGUAUUUUCAGAUCAGUGAAUCCAUUGUACUUAACAGAGGAUCUGAAUGGUGACGUCAUUUCAGCUGUUAUUUUGAGGUGACAUAAAACAGCAUAAAUGACAUGCUUGUGUUUUUAUCAAUUAAAAUGAAUUAUGGGAAUGAGUAUUUACAUAAAAAUUGGUGUAUUUCCUUUUCCAUCUACAAUUUGCAUAAGGAAUCAUUUAUUAUUGCUAUAGCUGUUGUUUUUGUUUGAUGAUGAUUUAACAAUGUGAUCUGCAUUGUGUCAGAUACUGAUUACACAGAAUUUGAGGUGAAUGUAUUGUGUAAUUUAUAUUAAACACCUGGUAAUUAUAUACCAAUUACUGAAAGGUGUUUAUAUUAUUUAAUGAUGAUAAAGUUAUGUUUUAAUACCACAGUAUCUUAAUGAUAUUACGAAUAAAGGGUAAUGCAAUUGCUAACAUAAAUUUACAGUAUUGUGAUGCAAAAUUAUUAGGGUAUGUGGGUAAUAGCAAAUUGCCACAUACUGUGGCCAACUAACUAUCAUGUACUAAGGUACAAGUCCAAGUAAUUACCACCAUGUGUUUGCCACUUUAUGUGACGAAAGGUGUUCUCGUAUUUUGAUAAUUCAUGUGUCUACCACUGCUUAUCUUUUCGAAUAUAUACAUUUGCCAACCAAUUUGAUUUUAUCUCACGUUUGUUUUUGUAAAAAACAAACAAAAGACGUUUAACAAAUUUGAUUCAUUAAACAAAUAAACUGAGUAUAUUGUAGAUGCAUUCUUUA